This is a messenger RNA of Truncatella angustata, 1159 nucleotides long. Its product is annotated as RTA1 like protein-domain-containing protein. The transcript is spliced from 3 exons. Lineage: Eukaryota; Fungi; Ascomycota; Sordariomycetes; Amphisphaeriales; Sporocadaceae. Gene Ontology annotation, cellular component: membrane. The record is from RefSeq and is a predicted model, not a curated record. The coding region runs from base 1 to 942 and encodes 313 amino acids.
AUGGCGGCAGCCGCGCUUUGUAACCCGGAAUGGCGAACUUCCUCGUUUACCUUCUAUCGAUAUGUUCCAUCGAAAGCCGCUGCUAUUCUUUUCUGCAUCUUGUUCCUGAUUUCGGCGCUUCUACAUUCUUGGCAAAUGUAUCGUACGCGAUCAUGGUUUCUAGGAGCUUUGGUUGCGGGUUGUUUUACUGAGUUUAUUGGCUUCGCAGCCCGGGCAAGCUCGUCGAGUGAGGAGGCAGGCUGCUGGAAAAUGAUGCCGUACAUCAUCCAGACUGUCUUCAUUCUCUUGAGUCCAGCCCUGUUCUCAGCCUCGGUGUAUGUGAUAUUGGGAAAGAUCGUCGCCGUGACGGACGGGGACUCGCAUGUUUGGAUCAAACAGCGCAAAAUCACGAAAACUUUUGUGACUGGCGAUCUCGUCUGCCUUUUCAUGCAGUGCGGAGCUGGUGGCCUCAUGGGGGGAUCUAGGGCAUUCCCGAGCCUAUACAACGUUGGCAAUGGCCUGGUAAUUGCUAGCCUGAUCCUUCAACUCCUUUGGUUCUUGUUCUUCGUCGUUGUUUCCGUCAUAUUUCACCGAAAGAUGCGGAUCUCUCCCACGGCCGCUGCUGAACGACCAGAAGUUCGGUGGCAGAGCUACCUUGUCACGCUCUAUAUUGUGGCAGUUCUUGUCAUGAUACGGUCCCUGUUCCGCGCCAUUGAAUUCAUAGAAGGACGCUCGGGCUAUCUCCAAAGUACAGAGGCGCUCUUCUAUGUCUUCGACCCUGCCCUCAUGAUCCUCGCGGUGGCCUACCUACAUUGGAAGCAUCCGAGUGAGAUUGGCGCACUGCUUCGUGAUGAAGUACCCUGUACGAAUGGCUUGAGACUUAUUGCGAUGAACUUGGAACCGGGCUUGUUGAGGAAAUUCAAGACCCAGCGUAAAGCCGGACAAAACAAUGAGAUUGUGUGAUUUCGUUUAGAUUGCUAGAUUGCAGAAAUCAGUCAGAGCCUAGCCAAAGCACGAUACGGGGUCACAGUUUAGGCACAACGGGCUUUCCGGUAUUUCGUUGUCAUAUCUUUGAAGGGGCACCCAACACAAUAUGAGGGACGGUAUUUGAGGUGGGGGAUUUCAAUUGAGCGUAAGCGUUUAUGUGCUGAAAUUGUAGAGGACAAAUCCAUGUAUUGUG